ACUAAAAGGGUAGGCGUGACCAGGCCUCACGUUCACAGGCUCCGGUUGAGGCCGCGCUCCCUGACCUGUUGCCCCGCAUUGCCUGGUCCCUCUCUCUCUCUGUGCGGCCUCGCAAGUCACCCGCCGCCCAGGAUGUUUAUCAUCAGGUCCGAGUAUGACAGGGGCGUUAACACAUUCUCUCCAGAAGGCAGAUUAUUUCAAGUUGAAUAUGCUAUAGAGGCCAUUAAGUUGGGUUCCACUGCCAUCGGAAUCCAAACCAGUGAGGGUGUUGUUCUAGCGGUUGAGAAGAGGAUCACGUCCCCACUGAUGGAACCCAGCAGCAUUGAAAAAAUAGUUGAAAUUGAUUCUCACAUAGGCUGUGCAAUGAGUGGAUUAAUCGCUGAUGCCAAAACAUUAAUCGAUAAAGCCCGAGUUGAAACACAGAAUCACUGGUUUACUUACAAUGAAAACAUGACGGUUGAGAGUGUGACACAGGCGGUUUCCAAUUUGGCCUUGCAGUUUGGUGAAGAAGAUGCAGACCCUGGCGCAAUGAGCCGACCAUUUGGUGUGGCAUUGCUGUUUGGAGGGAUUGAUGAAAAGGGGCCACAAAUGUAUCACAUGGAUCCAUCUGGGACUUUUGUACAGUGUGUUGCUAGAGCAAUUGGUUCAGCUUCAGAGGGAGCCCAGAGUGCUCUACAGGAGGUUUAUCACAAGUCUAUGACAUUAGAUGAGGCAAAGAAGGAAGCACUCACCAUCCUGAAACAAGUAAUGGAAGAAAAACUAAGUGCUACUAAUAUUGAGCUUGCAACAAUAGAGCCUUCAAAAGCAUUUCACAUGUACACAAAGGAAGAGCUGGAAGAAGAAAUAAAGAAAAUCUAAAUUUGAAUUCUGGCCCAGACCCUGGUUUUCUUGAGUAUAAAUUCAAGCAAUCACAGUUUCAAGCUCUGGAGGUUUCUAGUUUGUGGAAUAAUACUUUCAGAUAGUUUCUACAUAUGUAGUACUAGUUUUAACUUGGUUUUGGAAAAUCUCUGUACAUAGUGCAUUGAAAACCAUUAUUAUGAACCAAAUGAAACUAAAUAAAUUUUUGUUACUGAUGGUG
Messenger RNA from Hypanus sabinus (Atlantic stingray), 1078 nucleotides. It is a transcript of the gene psma5, whose product is annotated as proteasome 20S subunit alpha 5. Gene Ontology annotation, biological process: proteasome-mediated ubiquitin-dependent protein catabolic process. Lineage: Eukaryota; Metazoa; Chordata; Chondrichthyes; Myliobatiformes; Dasyatidae. Bases 133 to 858 code for a protein of 241 amino acids. The record is from RefSeq and is a predicted model, not a curated record. The transcript is spliced from 9 exons. Gene Ontology annotation, cellular component: nucleus; proteasome core complex; proteasome core complex, alpha-subunit complex.